Molecule: messenger RNA, 1961 nt
Organism: Lipotes vexillifer (Yangtze River dolphin)
Lineage: Eukaryota; Metazoa; Chordata; Mammalia; Artiodactyla; Lipotidae
Gene: CCNYL1
Product: cyclin Y like 1
Exons: 11
Coding region: 324-1199 (291 amino acids)
Biological process (GO): regulation of cyclin-dependent protein serine/threonine kinase activity
Molecular function (GO): protein kinase binding
Source: RefSeq, a predicted model, not a curated record
GAGGAGCUCCGGCUGCGCUCUCUCCCGGCAGUGGCUGUGCGUCUCAGCGCUUGUCUGGUCCCCACCCCUUUUAAAUAAGCCGGUCUGGUCGCCGCCCUCACAGACUAGUUGGCUGCGGGGAGGCGGGGGCGGCGGGGUUGCGGCCGGGCCCCAAGUUGGGCCGGCGCACGGGGUCAGCGGAGCCGGACUACGAGUCUGAUGUCUACGAGGCGGCGGCCGGGGACGCGGUGGCAGUAGCUCCGGCGCCGGCUGCCGUGGAACCCGCCGAAUUGGAUUUCGGAGGUGGCGAAGGCCACCACCUGCAGCACAUCAGCGACCGGGAGAUGCCCGAAGACUUAGCUUUGGAAUCAAACCCUUCUGACCACCCAAGGGCAAGCACAAUUUUCCUGAGCAAAUCUCAAACGGAUGUGCGAGAAAAGAGGAAGAGCAACCAUUUAAACCAUGUAUCUCCAGGGCAGCUUACUAAAAAGUAUAGCUCAUGCUCAACAAUAUUUCUAGAUGACAGCACAGUCAGCCAGCCUAAUCUUAGAACCACAAUAAAAUGUGUGACCUUAGCAAUAUAUUACCACAUAAAGAACAGAGAUGCAGAUAGAUCCUUGGAUAUUUUUGAUGAGAGAUCACAUCCACUCACACGAGAAAAGGUUCCAGAGGAAUACUUUAAGCAUGAUCCUGAACACAAAUUCAUUUACAGAUUUGUUCGUACUCUUUUUAGUGCCGCACAACUAACUGCUGAAUGUGCAAUAGUAACUUUGGUUUACUUAGAAAGGCUUUUAACUUAUGCUGAGAUCGACAUUUGCCCCACUAACUGGAAAAGAAUUGUUUUGGGAGCCAUUCUUCUUGCCUCCAAGGUUUGGGACGAUCAGGCUGUAUGGAAUGUGGACUACUGCCAGAUCCUCAAGGACAUUACAGUUGAGGACAUGAAUGAGAUGGAAAGGCACUUCCUGGAGCUGCUUCAGUUCAAUAUUAACGUCCCGGCCAGUGUGUACGCCAAAUACUACUUUGACCUGCGCUCCUUAGCAGAUGACAACAACCUGAAUUUUCUGUUCACUCCUCUUAGCAAAGAGCGAGCACAGAACUUAGAGGCCAUUUCCAGAUUGUGUGAAGACAAAUACAAAGACUUGUGUAGAGCUGCUAUGAGAAGGUCUUUCAGCGCUGAUAAUUUCAUUGGUAUUCAGCGCUCCAGUGCCAUCCUCUCUUAAGGGAGAAGUGAGGGGUUGUAACAUCAUAAACCCCUCGUAACAAGGACUGGAGAAAUAUCACCUCUCCUGCUCAGAAACCAGCAAAGUUAGUAUAAUCACCUUAAAGAAAGACACUGAAUUCAAGAGACUCAUGGACAAGCGAAGAUUAUGCCGUAGGAAAGAACGGGACCUCAUCAAUGUAACACACUCUUCUGUCCUUUUUAAUGUAAACAGAGUUACAAAAACCACUCCAAAGCCGAAAGCUCCCAAUCCACGCACAGAUAUCUGCUUACUAUGUAGGCCGAUAGCUGUGAACUAUGUGAGGUUUUUUAAUUAAUAGUUUAAAUUUUUAGACUUUAAAGACACUAACUAUAUAAUUUUUCCUGUUUUUCUUGCCUCACUGUCCCAUGCUGCUGCAUAUUCCUUUAGAAUCAGUGCAGUAUUACCAUUAAAAAAUGUGACUCCUAACAACUCAUAAAGCCAAACUUAGGAACAGACUGUUGUAGCAUCAUUAGGUUUUGAAGGGUUCUUCCUCCCUACUAUAUCAUUGAAGCUGCUAGUCAUUAUUGGCAAUCAGUUUAAACCAAAAAGCUGCUGAAUAACACUUGUCAUCCACAUUCUUUGCAGGCAGUACUUAUUAGCAUAUUAGCAUGUGUGGGAUCAUAAACAGAGAAAGUAGGUUAUUUACUUCUAUUGGGUCCAUGCUGCAUUUCUUGUUAACUGUGAUGGUGCUUCUGAUUUUGUGAUGAUUUUCCUCUUUGUUAAAUACUUGUAUUAAAGGAU